AAGCCAGUCUUCUGCUUUUCCUUUAUCUCUUCUUCUUUUCUUUCCUAUUCUUGCCGUUUUUCUCAUAGACCGAACGCCUAGAUGGUGCAAUUCCGUCUAAAUUUAUUUCUCUUCGUGGCUUGGAAGGUUUUGGUCUGGAACCUGGUCGUAGGGGAGGUGGUCCCAUUCAUCGAACCGGGCUUUUUCUUCAGCUAUGGGAGUAUUCCUGUUACAGAACAAUGCGAGACGGUUCGUCUGAUAUGGGGACGUCAGAGCGCUAUCGGGCAGAAUCCAGUCGCUCCCUACUUCUUUCAAGUCUUCACAUCGUCUUUCGUCUUUCCGUUCGUCGUCGAUGCAGGACAAGGGGGAGACGCAGGUGAUGGGAAUUUGUUUUUCGACUUCACUGUUCCGUUUGCUCCUGGAACGCAAUAUCAAAUUUGUAUGUACGAUUCAAAUGGUCUUCCAGGAGGAUGCCAAGUAUUGUUCACUAUGAUCCAAAACUCCACCGAUACGAAUCCAACUUGCAAAAACAUGACAAUGCCAAAUCAAGUGCUUGAUGUCAAUAGCGUAGUGGAUGGCGGUCCGAUGUCGCAGAAUGGGUUCAUCAAUCAGUGUGACAACGUAUCUAUUCAGCCUCUAAAUGGGACCCCUCCAUUCACACUGACUGUCUCACCGCCCAAUCACCCACCCUACAACAUAACGUCUCUUACUAUGGACCCUAUCGUUUGGACCGUAUCGUUGUCACGGGCUAUGCCCUUCUUCCUCUCACUCGUCAGCUCUGAAGGGUUAGUAUGGGCUAAUGGGCCUAUGGGUGUUGGACGAUCUGAUGACGAUACUUGCCUGGCUCCGGAUACGAUAUUAAAGGCCAAAGCUCACUCAAUAGCAACUGGAGCUGGUGUGGGAGGCUUAUUUGGUGGGUUGUUCCUCGCAGGAGUAGCAUGGAUUGUGCAACGAUGUUGGUCUCGUCGCCGGAACACGGUGGAUGCCGAAAACAGCGGACAACUAGGUGUGAAUCAAAAUCACCCUCAACCAGCGGAUAUAAGUCCCAUGUCCUCUUUAACUUCGACAAGCAACAUGUCCCAGCUCUACAUCAGACAUCAAGAUGGCGGCAGAGGAACGAGUCCCAGGGCUUUGCCCGAAGAGACAACUCCGGCAGAGGUAGUGGAGCUUCCGCCUAAAUAUGUCGUGAGGGAGGAUGCGCUGAUACCUCAUAUGCUUACGGAGAAACCGUUGCACAGGCUUCUAGUGGCAAGCGAGUGAGAUACGAGUGUCCGGUAUUUUGAUUCAUUAUUCACACCUAUUCACACC
Messenger RNA from Lentinula edodes (shiitake mushroom), 1287 nucleotides. RefSeq lists its product as uncharacterized. The coding region runs from base 82 to 1239 and encodes 385 amino acids. The record is from RefSeq and is a predicted model, not a curated record. The transcript is spliced from 12 exons. Lineage: Eukaryota; Fungi; Basidiomycota; Agaricomycetes; Agaricales; Omphalotaceae.